This is a messenger RNA of Annulohypoxylon truncatum, 1769 nucleotides long. Its product is annotated as NAD(P)-binding protein. The coding region runs from base 241 to 1323 and encodes 360 amino acids. Gene Ontology annotation, cellular component: intracellular anatomical structure. The record is from RefSeq and is a predicted model, not a curated record. Gene Ontology annotation, molecular function: oxidoreductase activity, acting on NAD(P)H, oxygen as acceptor. The transcript is spliced from 4 exons. Lineage: Eukaryota; Fungi; Ascomycota; Sordariomycetes; Xylariales; Hypoxylaceae.
AACAUUUAUUCACAGAAGUAUAUCCAUUGCCGACAACUCAUACCUGUAUCCAUACAUACAAUCCAUAUUAAUCUCUCUCUUUUCUUCCUGUAAUCCUCCUAGAUCGGCGACAAACCAAUUCUUUUUUAUUCUCUACCUUCCACUCCUCCGUCCUCCGCCCUCCACCUAAAACCCUCAUAGACAUACAUACCUACCUAACAUACCUCCUACCUAUACAUAUACCUAUACCUAUAACACAUAAUGCUAUCUCGAAACCUCGUACGCGCGACGGCGCGAGCUGCCGGUGCUGCCAGCAGAGUCACCGCCCCUCGAGCCACCACUCUUCCUGCUAGCGCUGCCUUCCUUCACAACAACAACAACCCUCUCAACAAUGCCGACAACAAGGACAAGAAGCAUUCCUCGCCUCCUCCCGGUUCGUUCGCUCGUACAGACGAUAGUAUCACAGUCGAGUAUCCUGAGGAAGACGCCCUCCCUUCCUCUACUCCCGUCCAAGGUCGCGGCGGUUUCCACAUGAAGCGAACUCUCGCUUCUUUCUCGCUCGAGGGCAAAGUCGGUGUUGUGACCGGUGGUGCUCGAGGUCUCGGACUCGUAAUGGGCCAAGGCAUGGUUAUUAGCGGUGCCAAUUUGGCUAUUGUAGACAUGAACAAGGAAGAGGCCGAGCGCCAAGCCGUUGAGCUAGUUGAGGUAUUCCGAAAGGAAAACCCCGGCGCAACCAGAGUGCCCAAGGUCACUGCGCAUUACGCCGACGUGUCUGAUGCCGACUCGGUGCAAAGCUGCAUAGAUGGAAUCAUCAAAGAACACGGGAAGAUCGACCACCUCGUCACCAGCGCCGGCUUCACUGAGAACUACAAUGCCGUCGACUACCCGAUCGACCGCAUGCGCAAGCUUUGGAGCGUUAAUGUCGACGGCACAUACCUGUUUGCCAUCACCGUCGCCAAGCAUUUGAUGGAGCGCAAGAGCCCGGGUAGCAUGGUCUUCAUCGGAAGCAUGUCUGGCGCCAUCGUCAACGUGCCCCAGCCCCAGGCUCCAUACAACACCGCCAAGGCUGCUGUCCGACAUAUGGCUGCCUCUCUCGCUGUUGAGUGGGCGCACGCCGGUAUCCGCGUGAACUGCAUUUCGCCCGGUUACAUGCUAACAGCUCUCACCGAGAAGAUUCUCGAUGACAAGCCGGACCUGAAGAAGCAGUGGACCUCGCUUAUCCCUCAGGGUAAGAUGGGUCAGCCCGACGACUUGAUGGGCCCUGUCGCGUUCCUGCUAUCCGAUGCCAGCCAGUAUGUCACUGGCGCCGACCUCCGCGUUGACGGCGGUUACACGCUCACUUAAGCGGCGAAGUCCUUUUUCUUGGGCUUAUACGGAGCGAGCAUCUUGGGGCGAGAAGGAAAUAGAUGGUGAUUUUUCAAGGGAGUUCCGCGGGAUUUUUUCUUUUUUGAUGAGAAUAGAGGAAACCCUUUUGAUUCAGCCAGAUAAUUGACUGGAUAGGGAAAAAGAGACCACUCCACACCACCAAUAGUUGGUUUUUAUUCUUGUGGUUGUCUAGCCGGAUAACGAUUUGUUACCUGGGCUCGAACACGACAAGAUAAAACAGGACAAAAAUCAUAGGAACGCAAAACUGACAGCUUGCAUUUUUCGUGCGCCGUUAAUACAACAAAGGAAAACUGAUUGUGCCAUGCGUUUGGUUUGCUUGUGCUACUCGAUCUGUUGUCGAUAAAGCAUAUGUAGAUGUAGAUGUCGGAUGUUCGAAAUUCACUUGCUCUUCGAUUUUUUCAUUC